This is a messenger RNA of Neoarthrinium moseri, 1047 nucleotides long. RefSeq lists its product as uncharacterized. Gene Ontology annotation, biological process: dGTP catabolic process. NCBI's taxonomy places the organism in Eukaryota, Fungi, Ascomycota, Sordariomycetes, Amphisphaeriales, Apiosporaceae. Gene Ontology annotation, cellular component: nucleus. Gene Ontology annotation, molecular function: dGTPase activity. The coding region runs from base 1 to 1047 and encodes 348 amino acids. The transcript has a single exon. The record is from RefSeq and is a predicted model, not a curated record.
AUGACGUCCGCCUUCAAGUCAGGCCACUUCCAGACUCUGGACUUCUCGACGGCCGGCCAAGUCGUGGUGGACGACGCGCUGUACGGCAGGCACACCAUCACGGAGCCCGUCCUCGUCGAGCUGCUCAGCUCCCAGCCGGUGGCGCGCCUCGCCGGCGUCAACCAGCAUGGCAUCUCCGGCCUCCUCGGCAUCACGCCCAAGGUGACGCGGUGCGAGCACUCGGUCGGCGCCUUCCUCCUCGUGCGCCACGUCGGUGCGGGCUUGGAUGAGCAGGUCGCCGGCCUCCUGCACGACAUCAGCCACACCACGAUGAGCCAUGUCAUCGAUUUCGCGCUGUCGGAGCCAGGCGAGGGCAGCUUUCACGAAGUCCACAAGAUGCGCUACGUGCUGACGACAGGGAUCCCGGACAUCCUCCGAAAGCACGGUUUUGAGGACCUCAAACCCCUGGAUGAGGAGCUGUACCCGCUCGUGGAACAGCCCGCUCCGCGACUUUGCGCCGAUCGGCUUGAUUAUGGGUUGCGCGAUGCCGUCGGCUUCGGACAAUUGACUCUGGAGAAUGCUCAGCGUGUUAUAGCUUCACUGAAAGCGCUCCCAAGCCCAACCUCCCCUUCACGCUUACUAGUCCUACGAGACCCAGAGGCCGCCUUGCUAAUAGCGAGGGCAUACAUGGCUUGCGAUCGAGAGGUCUGGGGCAACCCGGCCCACGGGGACCUGUAUAUCCGAACAGCUGGCCUCAUGAGAAAGUUGAUUCGGGGUGGGAGUGUGAAAGAAGAGGAGCUCUGGAAGCUAUCUGACGACGAAUUCUGGGCGAGGAUGAGGCAAGCUGCGGAUCGCGAAGGUCAGGAGGCUAUGGACAAGCUCGAGGCCGAGGGCCUACCAGACGAGAAGGGCUUGCCACUGCCUCGCAAGGCCAAGGUGCGGACUUUGGAUCCGGACAUCUGCACCGCACCAUCGGUAUCAGCCACGCCCUUGUCAACUCUUCUUCCCGAGUAUGCUGCCGAGAAACAGGAGUAUAUUCGGGUCAGGGAAGCUCUCUAUGCUUCUUGA